UUUUUUCGGGAUUCAGCACGGCGUCGAGCAGGUCCUGAAGUUGUCGGAGUCCCGAGCUGUUGUCAGUCCGGGUUAAGUCUGCCUUCAGGGUGAUGGUGGGCCAGUGGCCAACUUCAUCUUCAUUGGCCAGAGAAGCUGGGGUACUCUCUAAACAGUAUCGCGAAAUGAAGCUGAAGGAGUUGGAAAGCUGCCUGCAGCAGGUAGACACAUUUGAGGAGCCAAAAAUCCUCUUGGAGCAGUAUCCAACCAGCCCUCACAUUGCAGCAUGCAUGCUUUACACCAUUCACAACACGUUUGACGACAUUGAGGGUAAACUUGUGGCAGAUUUCGGCUGUGGUUGCGGAGUCCUCAGCAUCGGGGCUGCCAUGCUGGACGCAGGGUUGUGCGUCGGUUUUGAAAUCGAUGAGGACGCACUAGAGAUAUUCAGAAAGAAUGCAGAAGAAUUUGAACUCUCUAAUGUGGAUCUGCUCCAGUGUGAUUUAUGCCACCUGGAAGCAGAGGCUUAUGGCCAAAAGUUUGACACCGUUAUAAUGAAUCCACCGUUUGGUACAAAACACAACCAAGGGAUGGACAUGAAGUUCCUCCGCGCUGCUUUAACCAUGUCAAAGAUGGCGGUUUAUUCGCUUCAUAAAACAUCAACACGAGAGCACAUACAAAAGAAGGCUAAUGACUGGGGAGUGAAAAUGGAAGUCAUUGCAGAACUGAGGUAUGAUUUGCCGGCUUCCUACCGCUUCCACAAGAAGAAGUCGGUUGACAUCCAGGUGGACUUUCUACGGUUCUCCAAAACCUGAAUAUUUUUUACUGGAAUGGGUUCUAAGUUGCCUCUGCAAAACAGGACACAUUGAAUCAUCUGUAAAUGUUUGAGAAUGAGGAUGCUGCUGCUGAGAAUAUGUAAUGCCAUGCAAAGCAUUUCUAUUUUGUAUUUUUGUGUAUUAUAUUGGGAUUUUAUGUGAUAGAUCAACACAAUGCAGCACAAUUUUUAAUUGGAAAGAAAAAUGUACAUACUCUUAGUACUAUACAGAAACUUAACUCAAAAGAAAAUCCAUUGCUUUUAGUAGUCUCACAUUUAGUAAACUGAGUCCAGUUGCGCUCUGGAAGUCCCAGAGAUUUUCAUCUGAACAAACAGCAGCAUGAAUAUAGAUAAAGAGGUAAAGAGCAGUGGGAGCACUCAUAGCUAGGAACCUUUAUUCCUGGUUUGAUAUUUGGUGUAGGUUCUCUGUAGUCUAAAUAAAGCAGUUUGUUUGUUCAGAGAACUAUUAUGGACCAUCAAUUGAACCUUUCAACCGGGGAUUUUUUUUUUCUUGAUUCUUCUACAAGAAAGAUAAUCGUGUGUAAAAUACAUAACACGCUAAACAAAUUUGUUUUUAAAGUAUGCAUUUUCUUUCCACUUCACAACUUUGUUUUAAAGUGUUGCAGAGAAUAUAAUUUGGGCUCCUGUAUGUUAUAUCAAUAUUUACACUUACCUUCCUCACCCUCAUCGUCAUCCUCAUUAUCACUAUUGAAUUUUGUUUUCUUUCCCUGGAACUGAGUCCUGCCUUGAUCUCUGCCACCUCUUCCCCUUCGGCCUCCUCUUCCUCUGCCGCCGGAUCUUCCUCUCCCACCUGUUUUAACCAGACCCAACCUAUCAGCACUUAAGAGUAUCUUUGCUACUAUUGCGCAAGAAUGUGAUGCCUGGAGACAAAAACGGACCUCUGCCUUUUGAUCGAUUGUACGAUUCCUGUUGGGCUUCGAUGAUCUUCUUCAGCAUCUCUUUCUCUUCGUCUCCCUCCAGCACCUGCCAUGUAACGCUGCUGCCCUUCAUUUUCAGCUCCCCUUCGUUUGACUCUUUGGCUUUCUCAAAGGCUUCUUUUGCGUUCCCAUCAAACAGAAGUGUACCCUUUUGUGAGCAAUAACAAAAUUUAAAAAGUCUUCCACUGCUCUCCUGUACACAUUUUUUUUUUUUUAUUCUCUUUUCAGGCUUAACUUCAGAGUCUUGUACAGCAAAAAUGUCAACAGCAUUUAGGAAAUUUAGGAAACACAGGAGAAAAGGAGGCCAGAUAAGGACACAGACAUAAAAAAGAAACAGGGAAGGUAGAUAAAGGAACGAUGGGCCGAGGUCAGAAAAUAAGGAUUACAGACAAGGAGGGCAAAGUGAAGAACUGAUAGACAUAAGGAAGGAAAGAAGGGACAGACAAAAAGAAGAAAUUAAAGGACAAAGAAAGAAAAAAGUCUCAAAGGACAUGUUUUCCAUGUUCUUCAUUGCUUUUUCCAUAAUGUUCCAGACCUGAAUAAUGGGGAAAUAAAACUCCGUACUAUUGCAGACUGCAUAGGAAUCCUUGCAGACAACAUACCUCGUUGGCUCCUCUUGUGAAGUCAACCCACUUGAUCUUUCCGUGCCCAGAGAACGUGGCAUGGAAGUCCUCUCUUGAAACAUUUUUGAGCUCUCCAGAAAACUUUAAUAAACAUCCAGUCUGUUCAUCCAGAAGCAAACCCUGCAAAUCAUAAUUGCAUAUCUCAAUAAAAACAAUCCAAAAGCAGAAAUGAAGCUUCAUGAGUGCAUGGUUUCGAAACCUUACCAUUUCUUUUUCCUCAGCAUUUUUCUGCUGCUGCUGUUUCUCUCUGUAAAAUGUUUAGAUAAGGUGGAUCAGAUAUUUUCAACAAAGUUUCUAAUAAAAAAGACCAAGUCCUGUCAACUCA
Messenger RNA from Gambusia affinis (western mosquitofish), 2676 nucleotides. It is a transcript of the gene mettl5, whose product is annotated as methyltransferase 5, N6-adenosine. The record is from RefSeq and is a predicted model, not a curated record. The coding region runs from base 93 to 791 and encodes 232 amino acids. Gene Ontology annotation, molecular function: rRNA (adenine-N6-)-methyltransferase activity; nucleic acid binding. Gene Ontology annotation, biological process: rRNA methylation. The transcript is spliced from 9 exons. NCBI's taxonomy places the organism in Eukaryota, Metazoa, Chordata, Actinopteri, Cyprinodontiformes, Poeciliidae.